UGAAGAAAUUGAAUUUGAUUAUAACUAAAAUAUAGAAAUGUGAUAGGACUGACUAAAAAGCAAGUAUGUCACAUAAAUUAAGGUGAGAUAGUCUAGUUUAAUUUGAACUCUAUAGAGUUAAAUAACUUACUGACUAUAUGAAAAAUUUAUAAUGUAAGUGACUCUUGCUCAAAUGGUUGAGCACCUCCACCGACCAACUAAUAGGUUGAGGGCUCGAGUCAGACUACACGGAAAGUUAUAUAGAUCAUACUGGAGGGUGGUGUGAAAAAAAAAAGAACUUUACAUUAUUAGUGCUUUAUUUGUUUUUUCCAUUAUUUGACGUCUGACUCUCGAUUCUUGGGUUGAGGCUAGUUUUGAUUGAAGUAUGUUUUUAACCGCAGUUGGAUAAAGCCUCCAUAAUUGGAGAUGCAAUACUAUACGUACAAGGGCUGCAAACGAAAGCCGAGAUAUUAAAAGUAGAAAUAGCAGAUUUUGAGUCAUCACACAAUAGAAUGAACAAUAAUCAAGGUGGAAUAUUCCAGAGUGCCAUGAAAACGAAUUUCACGGGCUAUUUUCCAACAAUCAAAAGGAUAACAAAGAUGGUGGUCAUUAAAGUAGAAGAAAAAGGAUUUUACGUGAGAUUAGUUUGCUACAAAGGGAGACAAGUUGCAGCUUCUCUUUUCAAAGCUCUUGAGUCUCUCACUGGAUUCAAUGUUCAAAGUUCCAACUUGGCUACAUCUAGCAAUGAUUAUGUUUUGACAUUCACUCUUAAUGCGAGAGAAUGUGAGAUGGACAGAAACUUUAGCAAUUUGAAGCUAUGGAUAGCAAUUGCUUUCUGGAAUCAUGGGUUUGAUUUCGAGACAUCUCCAUUGGUCUAGUGUCAAGUUAAUGUAACUUUUCAAACUUUCAAGGACAUCAAAGAAUGAGAAAUGUCAUUAAGUAUCUAUUGUCGUCUGUAAGUUUUAAUUAAUUAAAAUCACGUGUCCUACAAGGGCGCGUUCUCGUUCGCAUA
Messenger RNA from Capsicum annuum, 991 nucleotides. Its product is annotated as transcription factor FER-LIKE IRON DEFICIENCY-INDUCED TRANSCRIPTION FACTOR. Bases 492 to 857 code for a protein of 121 amino acids. The transcript is spliced from 3 exons. The record is from RefSeq and is a predicted model, not a curated record. Lineage: Eukaryota; Viridiplantae; Streptophyta; Magnoliopsida; Solanales; Solanaceae.